CCAGGCACUUCGAGCCACCCCCUACGCUGAUAAUUCCGUACGGACUUAAGAGUUGGCUGGAAUGUAUAUGCAGAGCCGUAUUCACUGAGCGACCAAAGAAAAUAACGGAAUUUAUUUCGGCAUACUGUGAGGAAUUACAUAAUUUCAGUGAACAAAACAUUCUAGUGGACACUAAGGAUGUUAUACAUCUGUACCAAGAGAUACGUGAGGCAAAGUUUGUUAGAGGGUGGAUAUCACAGAGAGAAACACCAGCUGGCAAGGUGAUAAUGAACAAUGAAGGACUAAUGCCACCUAGGCCGUCUGUGCGUGGGAUGCCCAUGACUGAAAUUUGCAUACUGGGUUCCUGUCUUGCUGAAGAGGCUUUAUUAGCCACCCAUAAUAUAGAGCAAAGAGGAACCUCAGGGGAGCCCUGGGUUAGGCUAGAGGAGCAUUCUUACCCACAGACAAAACCACCUGAUCCUGACCACCAGGAAGUUGAACACAGCCCAACCCAACCCUCUGUGGAGGAAGAGAGCCAACCCGGCUCUGCUGUCCAAUCAGCUGCCUUCUCAAGGAACUGUCUGGUGAAAGUGGGUCAGUCUGCUGUCAUCAGCAAGCCCAGUGCUGCGACCGAUAAUGUUAUCGCUGUCCAAUCUGAGAAUCUCCCAGAGACCACCAUCUUCAGCAGAGACAGCCAUCCAUCCUCAGCCCUGUUAUCCAGACGUAGUCCAACCAGGACCCCUUCAGCCAGUAAUAUGACUGGACUGUGUGACCCUACAGAGGUCAUGUCUAAUGAAGAGGUCUCCUGCAAGAUACCUUUGAUGAAGAACCUUUUUCUGACAUAUUCUGCGGAUAGCUUUGGUUCUUCAGGAUCGACGGAUGACCAGUUGUCUUCUAGGAGCAGCAGUGUGAUCUCAUGGGAGGAUGUUUUCUCACGUUUUCUGUCCACUGGACAGGUUGUUUCCACUGCAUCUUAUCAGGGUGAUACUGAACUCGUAAGAUCCUCUACUGAGCAGACAAAGAAAGCCCCCUUUGAAACUGUGGUGGUUGGAGAAUGCAGAGAAGAGAGCGUGGAAAGGGAAGGAGAGACACUGGACACACACACAACUCCCAAAGCAUCUCUCACUGUAUUUCCAGGGACAUCUGAGAUGGAGUGUCCAUUAAUGUUUGACGACCUGUCAACUGGGUUUUGCAUGGUCACCAUUCCACCAGUGACACUGAAACAUUCAGAUGCACCCCCUUCCAAAACAGAGACUUUUGCCAAAGACACUGCUGCUGUCGAGGAAUUUCAGAAAAUAUCUGAAGAACUCGUCAAAACAAUUUCCGUGGAGGCAUUAAGGACAGUGAACAGAAAACAUCAUCAUGAGAGUGUGGGGAAACCAGCAGAGACACCCGAGAAACAGGCAUCUUCUAAAGUAUCUCCACAGACAUUCCCUGAGUCUGUCAUGACCCAUAAAGAGUCCUCACUCAUAAUCCCCACUAGUGAGGAGAGUGAGGAGAGGCCAGCAGAAUCAUUAAAGAGACGUACAUCUCCAGGAAUAUCUCCACCGGCAUUACUUGUAUCCGGUACAGUAAAGAUCCUACUGAAGAUUCCUAAUGUAAAAAGUUUCUAUUUUUCCUGCCUAUUUUUAUAUCUCAAGCUGAGCAACUACUCCAGCUACCUGUAG
Messenger RNA from Osmerus eperlanus (European smelt), 1646 nucleotides. RefSeq lists its product as uncharacterized. The record is from RefSeq and is a predicted model, not a curated record. NCBI's taxonomy places the organism in Eukaryota, Metazoa, Chordata, Actinopteri, Osmeriformes, Osmeridae. The transcript is spliced from 7 exons. Bases 267 to 1646 code for a protein of 459 amino acids.